GUUCUUUCAACAACUGCACAUGCUACAAAUAAUAUAGACGCCCCUUUAAUAUGCAAACACUUGCUGCUGAAUAAUUUAGUCAAUUUUUAACGCCUCGCUUUGAGAAAAAAAAUUAUAAAACAAAAAAAAAAAUAGUUGAAUGUCAUAAUAGAAACUCGUGCGCGUUGUUAACAAAAGCUUCAGUCGCCGUUUAAAGUGAAAAAUACAAAAUUAUAAAAGAAAAACAAAUGGAGACGAUGAAAAAGAGUAGCGAAAACAAAUAAUGACCGGCAGUGUUUAAGCCAGUUGACUCAUAACGUCAUUAAGAUAUAUAAGUGCAAAUAUACAUAAGUAGAUAUCAGUGCAAUUUCUAAUACAGGGUAUAAAAAUAUAAAACUGGCAACACUUGCCAAUGGAUAUUAAUUAAAAACUAACUGUGUGUGUGUGUGUGUGUGUGUGUUUGCAUGUGUGCACGCGAGUGUGUUCACAUAAAUAAAAAGCAAAUGGUGAAUAAAAAAAACGAAUCAUGGCGAUGUAAAUAAGGUGUUCCGGACGGAAGCCGGCGGAAAUCAAAGCAACGCCUGCCUAAAGUAAACUUCUUGGUGUCCUUCACGCAGCUCGCACCGCUCCACUCUGCUUCCCUCCGCUCCGCUCACUCCGCUUCCGCUGCUCACCCCGACCGCUGCUGAUUACGUAAUUACAUGAAUGUUAAUUUUUUGUGCUGGCUUUGUUUUGCCAGUGGCAGCGGCAAGGGAGCGGUACAUGCAUAUAUCAGCAGAGUCACGAACAAUUAAGGAAAGGCAAACAGAGCGAGCAUAAAAUGAUGAAAGAAGUUCCGUCUUAAAUGCGGCAGGAAAUGACACGAAAGCCUGGCAGCGAACGCAGUAAAUAUUUGUGAAGCAGCACUUUAAACAAUCAGCCCGAACAACUUGACAAUAACAACAUCGACAUCAGGAACAACGGCCCCCACUUAACAAGUUGUUGUUAUUAAGCACGCAAGACAGCUUUAGAAUGAAAUGGAGAUGCAAAGUGAGGCUGGUCAUGGACCAACAUCAGCAACGACACCUGAAGAAUCAACAAACGGAACAUCUACAACAUUCACAUACAAGCUACGCGAUUUCAAUUGUCGUGUGGUACAGCAGACGGCAGAGCACGAGCUCUGGCAGCCAUUCAUUAACUGCGAGGCAACAACACAAGGCAACAACAUCGGCAACAAUUACAAAAACAGCAGCAAAACAUUCCAAUGCACAUUGCAAGGACUCAAUAGACGCGAGGAUAGAGCAUUUUAUGCGUGCAAUGCAGCAGUCGAGGAGGCGGAGGCAUCCACAUUUAAGCCCUGUUCACUAGAGACGCAACUGUUGUUACAGCACCCGCCCCACGAGGCGUAUGCGCAAUUUCAGCUGGCAAUGAAUGAGACCGUUAGUGAUAAUGUGAGUGAUACGCUUAGUUUUAGUGCCGACUGCAAUCGACAAGUGCUUCUCUGUGAGCCCAAGGACGAGGAGGAGCACCAGCAAAAGCUGUUAUGCCAGCUGCAGCCGGAGCAGGAAACAGCAAGCCCCACCGCCCCCCAGACAGCGACAACAUGGCUCGACUAUCAUAUCGAACUGGGCGAUAGCCUGUGGUUGAACUUUACCGAGCUGGUGGACAGUGUCGGGGCCAGUAGCAUUGGCAGUAUCAGCAAUGCAACCACCAGCAUGGACAUGAUACUGUCCAACUACACGCUGUCCGACACAGCGCUGACCCCGACAACAACGACAACAGCAGCAACAGACAUUGUCAUAGCGAGAAGCCCUCUUGACUACUCGCCUCACGGCUACGACUGGCUGUUCCUAUUCGUGGUGUUUUUCAUAUUUGCCGGCGGGCUGGGCAAUAUACUUGUCUGCCUGGCCGUUGCACUGGAUCGCAAGCUGCAGAAUGUCACCAACUAUUUUCUCUUCUCGCUGGCCAUAGCCGAUCUGCUUGUCACCUUGUUUGUGAUGCCCAUGGGCGCCAUUCCAGCAUUUUUGGGCUAUUGGCCACUUGGCUUCACCUGGUGCAACGUCUAUGUGACCUGCGAUGUGCUCGCCUGCUCGUCGAGCAUAUUGCACAUGUGCUUCAUCAGUCUGGGCCGCUAUCUAGGCAUACGCAAUCCGCUGGGCUCGCGACAUCGUUCCACGAAGCGUCUGGCUGGCAUUAAGAUAGCCAUCGUCUGGGCCAUGGCCAUGCUGGUGUCCAGCUCAAUAACAGUGCUGGGUCUGGUCAAUGAGAAGAACAUAAUGCCGAAGCCGAAUGUGUGUGUGAUUAACAAUCGCGCCUUCUUUGUAUUCGGCUCGCUGGUGGCCUUCUACAUACCGAUGCUGAUGAUGGUGUCCACAUAUGCACUCACCAUUCCGCUGCUGCGCAAGAAGGCGCGCUUUGCAGCCGAGCAUCCGGAGAGCGAGCUCUUCCGUCGGCUGGGCGGCCGAUUCACGGUACGCCCGCAGCACAGACAGCAACAGUUGCAGAUGCACAGCAGUUUAACUAGCGAUAAUUACAGCAACAACAAGUGUCUGGCCAUGGGUGACAGCAAUCGGAACUUCAACAAUGCAGCCACUGGAGUAGGAGCCCGAACAAGAUGUACCAGCACGGGCGGGGGUGGCAACAACAAUGACCCCUCGGAGCGACCAUUGAUGCAGCAGCGAGCAACCAGCAAUCGAGUCAUCGGCAGCGUCAGUUUUCGCCAUGGGGCCAGUGGAGGUGGCUCUGAUGGCGGCAGCGGAAAUAUGUCCAAUAUUGGACGCAAUAGCUUCCGAUUUGCUGGCGGCGGCAUCUUGCGACAAUCUUCUCCGUCACCGAGCACCUCAUCCACAUCGUUUUCGGUGCGUGGCAAUUCCCAGACGAGCAGCUUCUGGCGCAAACACGGUGGCAAUCCCAACUUCAUGGACAGUCAUCCAAAUCGACGCGCCACGGUGCGUAGCAGCGUUUCUCAGCCACAAUUGGGUUAUGCGACAAAUGGAAACGGGGGAAGUGGAGUCGGGGCCGGAGGCAAUCUAACUGGCGGAGCAACAGGUGCGACAACGAGCUGCAUAACUGCUGAAGGCGGUGGCAACGGUGGCGCAAACAGAAUGAGCAUUGCCACCAUACAAGCACAAGACGGUGGCAAUGUCAAUGGCAAUGGCAAUGGCAAUCAUCCACUGGAGCAGGCAACGACAAUGACGACGACGACGGCGGCGAGGAUGGGCCAAAGGGCGUCAGAGGAGCGACGCUACAAGCUGCGUCCCUUUAAAUUUGCCCUAAAUCGUGUCGCCGCGCCCACGCUCAACUUGAGAUUUCUCAAUAGUCGCGCCAAGCGCAACAGUCUCUCGGCGAAUGCGGUCGCGACGGAGCAAAAGGCAACCAAGGUCCUGGGCCUGGUCUUCUUCACCUUCGUGCUGUGCUGGUCUCCGUUCUUCAUACUGAACAUAAUAUUUGCCGCCUGCCCCGAGUGCCAGGUGUCCGAGCAUGUGGUCAACACAUGCCUCUGGCUGGGCUACGUCUCCUCGACGAUCAAUCCGAUCAUUUACACCAUCUUCAAUCGAACAUUUCGAGCGGCCUUCAUACGCCUCCUGAAAUGCAACUGCAAGCGCUCGGGCCGCCCGUUACGCUAUCGCUCCGUGACCGAAGGACGCAGCGCCCUGAGCUUGUGCGCCCCCUCGGCCCUGCCGAUGGCCAUCUCGUUUCAGGGGGCUCCUCUAAUGACGCCAUCCACGACUAAUGCGACGCCGCUCAGCGAGUUCCGGGGCAGUUAUACCAUCAACGAUGACGAGUGAUGAGCGAAACGGAACGGAACGGAGCGAGUCGGGCAAAUACGAAUUUAUGGGCGAUGUUGUUAAGAAAGUGCAAGUAAUCGAAUGGACGGAUGUGGAAUUGAUAGCCAGAUGAAAUUAUUGAGCAAACUUCAAACUGUACUUUAAGCAUGUAAUCAAAUGUAAACUACAGGGUGAUUUAUUCAGAAUCAAACCAAUGGCGAUUAAAUAAUCGCCGACUUCUUACAAAUGUAGCAACUGUACCUAGAAAAAGAAACGCUAAACUUCUUAGUAAACUUCAUCAUAUCAUCAGACAGCCGGAAGGAGGAGUAUAUUGUGUGUAUUAGUAAGGCGUGACUGUACCUGUCAUAUUUCAUGCAAUCACAUUAUAGCUUUUAGUCAACUGUACUUACUAUCUUAGCAUUUCAGAAACCUCUGAUUACAGAUUACAUAUACAUAUAUAUAUAUUUUGAAAACUAUUUAAAACUAGUAUUAAUGUUUAUAAGUGUUUGUUAUUAACCGUAGCUGUGCUUAUUAGUCACUUGAAUUAGUUAUGUGUUAAACCUAAUUGUAAUUUAAACAAUUAUAAACUAAAUGUGAAAUUUACUUUUACUGAUAAGAAUUUCCAAACUGUCUUGACACCGCAAUGUCGAGCAUUCCAAUGUCACGGCAGCCAAUUUCUUAUUUUAUAUUAUGUGUGUAGCAGCUAGCCUCUAGGAAUAACUCUAAUGUCAUGUGUCAAAAUAUGAAAAAAGAUAUGGUAAAUAUAUGAAUAAAGUACAUACCUUACUAAAAGA
Drosophila montana is the source of this 4519-nucleotide messenger RNA. It is a transcript of the gene 5-HT2A, whose product is annotated as 5-hydroxytryptamine receptor 2A. The record is from RefSeq and is a predicted model, not a curated record. Lineage: Eukaryota; Metazoa; Arthropoda; Insecta; Diptera; Drosophilidae. Gene Ontology annotation, biological process: G protein-coupled receptor signaling pathway, coupled to cyclic nucleotide second messenger; serotonin receptor signaling pathway; chemical synaptic transmission. The transcript has 9 exons. The coding region runs from base 996 to 3746 and encodes 916 amino acids. Gene Ontology annotation, cellular component: dendrite; plasma membrane. Gene Ontology annotation, molecular function: G protein-coupled serotonin receptor activity; serotonin binding; neurotransmitter receptor activity.